CAGAAAUAGAAAGAAAUAUCAAUUAUGUAUGUGACGAGGCCUCUUUCUGCGUACUUGAAGGACCAAGCUGAUCUAUCUCUUCCACCACCAGAGGGUCCAAACUCAGGCAUUCUGGUGAUCUCCGACGAAGAAGCAGAGAGCGGUUUCGGCAUACGAAGAGACGACAGAAUAAGAAAUCUUCCUUUCCCUCAGAACAAAGACUUGACUGUUUUUGGCACAGAUGAAUCCACCAACAGAGUCAUGUUCAUUCCAGUUCUGAAUCAACCCUUGAGUGCCAAUCGCUACUACGUCGUCUUCACACAAGGCUGGGAAGAAGGGGAAGCAGCAACGAGCUCGAAGGAAGACGAUAAGAUCACAUGUUGUUGGGGAAGUUGUAUACAAGAUGCAACACCAAGUGGUUUAGAUCCCUCGAAUGUUUAUCAGCAAUUUGAGAUAAUAAAGAAGCCUCGUGAUAGGUUUGAAGCCAAGUCUAUUGCUUCAGAUGGAUUUCCUCCUAUAUUCCUCAGAGGCGAAUGGAGGCUAUGCAAUAAUAUUCCUCACCACCAUUUAAGUCAACAAGCUUCUGGACUUAACUCAUCCUCGCGUGCUCGAUUACCAGAUUUAGAUUUUUCCUCCUAUCUUGACUGUUCUGAACAAGUUGUUGUUGGAAAAUGGUACUGUCCUUCCAUGAUGGUGAAAGAACAUGGAACGAGAUCAAAAAACAAGAAUAAUAAAUCAAUGUUCUACGAUAUGACACUUGAGCAAAGAUGGGACAAGGUAUUUUCCAAGGAAAAUAAUAACGAUGGAAACGCAACAGAAAAGAAAGUAGUUGUGGAAGUGGAGGUCGCUAAAACAGAAGCUGCACAAAUUGCAGGAACAAAGGAUGCUUCAAGGAGUGACAAAGAUGUGAGCAAAACCGGAUUUAUGUGGUUUGCUAGUCAUCAUGAUGGUAAUAAUAGCAAGAAAGAAGAGAAAGUAGGGUUGAACAUGGCUAUUGUUGAGAGAAUGAAAUGGGAACAAGAAAGAGUUGGAUGGCUUACUGGGAAUCACAAGAUAGGAAGAGUGGAAGAGUUUGGAGGUAAUAAUAGUGACACGUGGAAAAAAUUUUCAUGUUAUAUACUUGUGGAGAGUUUUGUGUUGAAGACUAUGGAAGGAAGAUUGGUGAUCACUUUUGAUUAUAAGCACGCCCACCAAAUUAGGUGCAAGUGGGACUGAGCUGCAUUAUUAAGAUCUUCAUCUUCAUAUAUAGAUUUUACAUUUUUUUCA
Molecule: messenger RNA, 1245 nt
Organism: Prosopis cineraria
Lineage: Eukaryota; Viridiplantae; Streptophyta; Magnoliopsida; Fabales; Fabaceae
Exons: 3
Coding region: 25-1194 (389 amino acids)
Source: RefSeq, a predicted model, not a curated record